AGUGGUGACCAGGUGGGUGUCCUAGCCUUCCUUUCCUCUUUUCUCUGGAGUUAGAAGUCCAACUAUCCAGAGAGACCUGUGCAUAACUAUGCCAGAGAAGGGGACCCAAACAGUAAUCAACACAUGGAAACAAAGGCCAAGGCCAGCCAGAUCUGAUUCUCCAGGAAAAGCCAAAAUUCCAGAUUAUUAUAUUAAAUCUGAAUUUCAAAUGUUGGCAAGCAAUUCAUGCUUUGGGGAAGCAGAACAGGGAAUGAUUCGGCAUGCCAGCUGUGGAUGCCUGGGCUCACAUCCUCUCUCUCUCUCCCAGAGUGACCUGGGACAAGUCACUUCACCACCUCUGAAGGGCCAAUCUUCUUCAUUAGGUUGUUCUGAGUAUAUAAUGUCAUAGUUCAUGGGAAGUACCUGCAAGAGGAUUGUCUCGACACUCAGUAAACAUUUGAUUGAUCUGUUAAAAACUGAGUGUUGGCCUUCCAGACCCAUCUGUGUACUGAAUCCGUUUGGUUCGCCAACUUUUUAUUGGUUUCAAGGGAAAGAGUCUUUUUUUUUUGAGACAGAGUCUCAAGCUAUAACUCUGGAUAGAGUGCCGUAGCAUCACAGCUCACAAUAAAUAACCUCUAAUGCUUGGGCUUAAGUGAUUCUCUUGCCUCAGCUUCCCAAGUAGCUGGGACAACAGGCACCCGCCACAACGCCCGGCUAUUUUUAGAAAUGAGGUCUCACUCUGGCUCAGGUUGGUCUCCAGCAAUCUCAGGCAAUCCACUCCACCUCCGCCUCCCAGAAAACUAGGAUUACAAAUGUGAGCCACUGCACCUGGCAAGAGAAAGAGUCUUUUUUUUUUUUUUUUUUUGAGACAGUCUCUCACUUUGUCAUCCUCAGUAGAGUGCCGUGGUGUCACACCUCACAGCAACCUCCAAGUCUUAGGCUUAGGCAAUUCUCUUGCCUCAGCCUCCCGAGUAGCUGGGACUACAGGCGCCUGCUACAAUGCCCAGCUAUUUUUGUUGUUGUUGCAGUUUGGCUGAGGCCGGGCUCGAACCCACCACCCUAGUAUAUGGGGUCGGUGCCCUACCCACUGAGUCACAGGUGCCAGCCAAGAGAAAGAGUCUUAAGUCCCACAUUUAAAUCCAUUUUAACUCACUUGGAUUUAAAAUAAACACCAAGUUGGCUAGGGGAAUAGGAUUUUAAAGGAUUUCUUUUGCUUGUCAGUUUUUCAAGUUUUAUCAAUGGUUCUUAUUUGGUACAGUUUAAUUCAUAAGCAACCCCCCAAUUUAAAAAAUUAUGACAGGCCAGGGACUGUGGCUCACACCUGUAAUUCUUGUACUCUGGGAGGCCAAAGUGGAUGGAUCACAUGAGCUCAAGAGUUUGAGACCAGCCUGAGCAAGAGCGAGACCAUGUCUCUACUAAAAAUAGAAAAACUAGCUGGGCGUUGUGGCAGGAACUUGUAGUUCCAGCUAUUCGGGAGGCUGAGGCAGGAAGAUCUCUUGAGCCCAAGAGUUUGAGGUUGCUGUGAGCCAUAAUGAUACCAUGGUACUCUAUCGAGGGUGAUGGAGUGAGACUCUGUCUCAGAAAUAAAAUAUAGCUACUCAGGAAGUUGAGGCAAGAGGAUUGCUUGAACCCAGGAGUUGGAGGUUGUUGGGAGCUAUGAUGUGAGAGCACUCUACCCAAGGCUACAGAGUAAGACUAUGUCUCAAAAAAUAAAUAGAUAAUAUGAUAAUAAAAUGAUUUAAAAAAAACUUGUGAUGGGCGGUGCCUGUGGCUCAGUCAGUAAGGCGCCAGCCCCGUAUACCGAGGGUGGUGGGUUCAAACCCAGCCCCGGCCAAACUGCAACCAAAAAAUAGCUGGGCAUCGUGGCGGGCGCCUGUAGUCCCAGCUACUCGGGAGGGUGAGGCAAGAGAAUCGCUUAAGCCCAGGAGUUGGAGGUUGCUGUGAGCUGUGUGAGGCCACAGCACUCUACCGAGGGCCAUAAAGUGAGACUCUGUCUCUACAAAAAAAAAAAACAAAAACUUGUGGGCAGCGCCUGUGGCUCAAAGGGGUAAGGCGCUGGUCCCAUAUGCUGGAGGUGGCGGGUUCAAACCCAGCCCUGGCCAAAAACCACAAAAAAAAAAAAAACAACUUGUGAUAAAAUAUAUGUAACAUUUACCAUCUUAGCUUACCAACUUCAUAUCUAGUACACUGCUCAGUGGCAUUAAACACUCUCACUUUGUGGUGGUACCUGUGGCUCAGUGAGUAGGGCACCCGCCCCAUAUACUGAGGGUGGCAGGUUCAAACCCAGCCCCGGCUGAACUGCAACCAAAAAAUAGCCGGGCGUUGUGGCGGGCUCCUGUAGUCCCAGCUGCUCGGGAGGCUGAGGCAGGAGAAUCGCUGAAGCCCAAGAGCUAGAGGUUGCUGUGAGUCCUGUGACAUUAUGGCACUCUACUGAAGGCAGUAAAGUGAGACUCUGUCUCUACCAAAAAAAAAAAACACUCUCACUUUGUGUUUGUGUCUCUUCACCACCCUUCCUCCCCAACCUUUCUCAUCUUCUGAAACUGAAAGUCUGUCCACAUGAAACACCAACUCCCCAACCUUCCUCAGCCCCUGGUACCCACCAUUCUAUUCUACUUUCUGUCCUUGUGAUCUGGGAUCUUCUAUGAGUAAAAUCAUGUAGUAUCUGAACUUUUGGGUCUGGCUUAUUUCAUGGAGCAUGGUGUCUUCAAGGUUCAUCCAUGUUGUAGCAACCGUCAGAAUCAAUUGAUGAAGUUUUUUUGGGUUUUUUUUUUUUGAGACAAAGCCUCAAGCUGUUGCCCUGGGUAGAGUGCUGUGGCGUCACAGCUCACAGCAACCUCAAACUCCUGGGCCUAAGCGAUUCUCUUGCCUCAGCCUCCCAAGUAGCUGGAACUACAGGCACCCGCCACAACGCCUGGCCAUUUUUUGUUUGCAGCUGUCAUUGUUUGGCGAGCCCAGGCUGGAUUCGAACCCGCCAACUCUGGUGUAUGUGGCUGGCACCUUAGCCGCUUGAGCCACAGGUGCCGAGCCAAUUGAUAAAGUUUUUAUUCUAUCUCCCCACACGAGAUGCCUGCAGAGCUGUGCACACGGAAAGCAAGUGCUGACUGAGUUGACUGCACCUUGCUUCACCCUUCAUUUUUACAUCCGGGGAAUCCCAGGUCUUAAGGGAGGUGGACAACCAUCAUGGUCACUGAGCAGAGAUGCCAUCUGAGUCCUGGUCUUGGGAGAAGCCCCUUUGGUGCCACCAGCCCACAGAGCUCUAGACAUGUGGCAGCAGUAACAGUGGCCUUUCCUGGAUGGUUCCUUUCCUGUCUUGGGGCCGCUGUGUACUGCUUCUCAGGGGCUCUUUCUUAGGUCUUUUUUUUUUGAGUCAGAGUCUCAAGCUGUCACCCUAGGUAGAGUGCUGUGACGUCACAGCUCACAGCAACCUCAAACUCUUGGGCUUAAGCAAUUCUCUUGCCUCAGCCUCCCAAGUAGCUGGGACUACAGGCACUCGAUGCAACGCCCACCUAUUUUUUGUUGCAGUUGUCAUUGUUGUUUACCUGGCCCAGGCGGGGUUCAAACCCUCCAGCCUCAGUGUAUGUGGCCAGUGCUAUACCACUGUGCUAUGGGCACUGAGCCCCUUUCUUAGGUCUUGCCCAAUCAAGGUAUAGUUGGUGGUCCAGGCAGCCCAGCACUCUGAGACCCCAGGGUCAUCGUGGAUCUGUUCCUUGGCCCCUUUGCUGGUGGCUUCUAUCCCUGCUGGCAGCUCAGAGGCCUAAAGGUCUCAUUUCCCCUUCUCCCCUAUGUCUCUGGACACAUCUCAACCCAGACCUUCCCAGACUAAAGGCCAGAUCAAAGCAGGCCUUCACAAAGAGAAUACCGCCAUUUCCCCAAAGGGCAACCUCCAGGGACAUGGCCUUUCUUCAGGCCUCCCAGAGUAAAUGGGGAUCCUUCCUGGGACCACCUCUGGUAGGAGCUGGGCUUGACAGAGGCGAGACAUAGCAGGUCAUCAUGGUCCCUUGCUGACCCUGUAACCCCUCUUCUUAGUAGACAAGCCUUUGACACUGGAGAGCCACAGCAGUAGGACUUAAAUAUGUCACAGCCAGCACCUUGGUUGGUUCCAAGAACAUAAACUUACCAAGCCUUCCAUCAAGCAGACCCUGAUUCCUGGUGGCACAUGGCCAAGACCUUGGCAUAGACUAGGUGGGACAGAGAGUUCUGGACUCUGAAACCUGCAGAGGUCAAAGAGGAUGGCCCAGGAGGCCCUCUCCAGGGCCGAACAGUCUACAAAGGCUAAGACUCAGGGUUUUGGGCUCUGUUCACCAGGCUGUGGGUGCACCUAGCCCUUUUUCAAAGCUGCCUUGAGCAUUUCUGCAUCCCCAGCCUUUCUCAGUUUCUUUCCUUUUGUAUUUUUUUUUUUUUAAAGGAGACAGGCUCGGCACCUGUAGCUCAGUGAGUAGGGCACCAGCCACAUACACCAAAGCUGGCAGGUUUGAGCCCGGCCUGGACCUGCUAAACAUAAUGACAACAGCAGCCAAAAAAAUAGCCAGGCAUUGUGGCAGGUGCCUGUAGUCCCACUAAGUGACAUAGUGAGACUCUAUCUCAAAAAAAUAAAGGAGACAGGGUCUCACUCUGUCACCUAGGCUGGAGUGCAGUGGCAUCAUCAUAGCUCACUACAGCCUCAAACUCCUGGGCUUAAGUGAUCCUCCUGCCUCAGCCUCCUGUGUAGCUGGAAACACAGAUGCAUGCCACCAUCUGGCUAAUUUAUUUAAAUUCUGCAGAGUUGGGAUUUUGUUUUUUGGGUUUUUUUUUUAGAGACAGAGUCUCACUUUAUCACCCUUGGUAGAGUGCCAUGGCGUCACACAGCUCACAGCAACCUCCAACUCCUGGGCUUAGGCGAUCCUCUUGCCUCAGCCUCCCAAGUAGCUGGGACUACAGGCUCCUGCCACAACACCUGGCUAGAGUUGGGAUCUUGAUUAUGCCACAGCACUCCAGCCUGGGUGACAGAGCAAGAUCCCGUCUUUUCAAAAAAAAAAAAAAAAAAAGGGCGGCGCCUCUGCUCAGUGAGUAGGGUGCCAGCCCCAUAUACCAAGGGUGGGAGGGUGGCAGGUUCGAACCCAGCCCCAGCCAAACUGCACUCUACCCAGGGCAAUAAAGUGAGACUGUCUCUAAAAAAAAAAAAGCAUCUUUCUCACAGGCUUAUUAUGAGAAUGAGAUAAAGUAACUCUGAUGGGUCUAUGAAACCAGGGUAUGGUGCCCCAUGAUCACAUUAAUGUACACAGCUAUGAUUUAAUAAUAAUAAUAAAAAAGUAACCCUGAUGUUGCUCUUAGAAUAGUAAGUAGUCAAUAAAUAUUAAGCUUUGGGGUUUUUUCCUCCUUUUUUCUCUGAAUUUGCUUUUCCCAAGUUUUCCAGGGUUUCCAAGAACAAAGCCUGAACCGUCAUGGCUUUUCCUCAACAUUCUCAUCAUUUCUAUUUCCCUGAGUUGGUUCCUGGAGUUCUUUUUUGGUUAACGUUUUGAGUGUGUGUGUGUGUCUGUGGUGAGGAAAGAGGGUGGGACCAGGGCGUGUGUGGAGUGUGGCCCUUGUCUGAGAAGAUAGCAGACCCAGGCUGAGAAGAAAGCAGCCAGGCCCAACCCUAUAGCAGGAAAGUCUGAGAAAAGAAUAAACAACAUUAUUGCUGAGGGCAAACUAGUGUUAUCUGGAAAAUAGCUCCUCUCAGCGCAUCCCAAGGAUGUCUGCUUUCUGGGCAGAAAUAUUUGUGAAACAAUGACUCAAGUGCUGGACAGCCUCUGGGCCUAUUGCAGCCACGCCCCCACCUCUUGAGCUGCCCCAGGAGGGACCCAGAAUUACCAAGGACUGCAGACUUUCCCGAGGCAGCUUCCUGUGGGUGAUUUUUAUGUCUGUUUUCUUCCUACAAGAACAGAGGAGCAGUGAUGGUCCCUUCUGCCGGAUCUGCCAUGAGGGAGCAAAUGGUGAGAAUUUACUGUCUCCAUGUGGCUGUACUGGCACUCUGGGUGCCGUGCACAAGAGCUGUCUAGAGAGGUGGCUCUCCUCAUCCAACACCAGCUACUGUGAGCUGUGCCACACGGAGUUUGCAGUGGAGAAGCGGCCCCGGCCCCUCACAGAGUGGCUGAAGGACCCCGGGCCGCGGACGGAGAAGCGAACGCUGUGCUGUGAUAUGGUGUGCUUCUUGUUCAUCACACCGCUGGCUGCCAUCUCCGGCUGGCUGUGCCUGCGUGGGGCCCAGGACCACCUGCGGUUGCACAGCCGGCUCGAGGCCGUGGGGCUCAUCGCUCUCACCAUUGCCCUCUUUACCAUCUAUGUCCUCUGGACGCUGAGUCUCACUCCAUCAUCCUGGGUAGAGUGCCAUGGUAUCGUCAUAGUUCACAGCAACCUCAAACUCUUGGGCUCAAGAGAUCUUCUUGCCUCAGCCUCUGGAGUAGCUGGGACUACAGGCUCCUGCCACAACAUCUGGCUAAUUUUUCUAUUUUUAGUAGAGAUGUGGUCUCGUUUUUGCUCAUCAAGCAAUCCACCCACCUCGGCCUCCCAGAGUGGUCUCCUUCCGCUACCAUUGCCAGUUGUACUCUGAGUGGAGAAGGACCAACCAGAAAGUGCGCCUGAAGAUACGGGAUGUGGAUGGUUCCGAGGGUUCCCAGCACUCCCCACUGGCAGCUGGACUCCUGAAGAAGGUGGCUGAGGAGACACCUGUGUGAAGGCAGGCCAGCAGAGUCCUGUGGGAGAGAGGCCAGAGGUAGCUGGCCACACUCUGGCCUUUGGAAGGAUGGAAACUGCCUGACUCUUCCUGCAGGAGAAUGCUUCUUAGGCCAAGAGAUACCAAGUGGACCCUAUUCUGUGAUCAUGUGUGAAUAUAUUUUCAGGUUUUUUGCACACUAUUGUGCAUGACAAAGACAGAUGGACAUGGUCCUGAGCUUUAGAUGGAACAGACACUCUGAUCUCAUUUUGAGAUCUAUUUGGCACCUUCUGGGCCAACCACUGUGGCCAGUGUGUGAAGGUACGCUUUGGGCUAGAAGAUUCUAUUAAGCUUCUUGCGCUUUUCUGCACCUGGCAGGCUCGCUUUCCUGACACCCUUGACUUUAUAUAAAGUUGCACUGUGUUUCAAAAAUCCAUCCCUCAAUGAAUAAAAGGAGCCCUUUGCAGGACAAAAUGGA
Nycticebus coucang (slow loris) is the source of this 7127-nucleotide messenger RNA. It is a transcript of the gene MARCHF2, whose product is annotated as membrane associated ring-CH-type finger 2. Bases 5855 to 6547 code for a protein of 230 amino acids. The transcript has 5 exons. Gene Ontology annotation, molecular function: ubiquitin-protein transferase activity; zinc ion binding. Gene Ontology annotation, biological process: protein ubiquitination. The record is from RefSeq and is a predicted model, not a curated record. Lineage: Eukaryota; Metazoa; Chordata; Mammalia; Primates; Lorisidae.